Messenger RNA from Ooceraea biroi (clonal raider ant), 1829 nucleotides. Its product is annotated as odorant receptor 4. Gene Ontology annotation, molecular function: olfactory receptor activity; odorant binding. Gene Ontology annotation, cellular component: plasma membrane. The record is from RefSeq and is a predicted model, not a curated record. NCBI's taxonomy places the organism in Eukaryota, Metazoa, Arthropoda, Insecta, Hymenoptera, Formicidae. Gene Ontology annotation, biological process: sensory perception of smell; detection of chemical stimulus involved in sensory perception of smell.
CUUUCACAUAUUAUUUUCCAAGUACUUGUUAAUUGUUUGUUAUACUGUUGUAGCACAAGUAUCACUAUGUCUCUUCCGCCUCUUCAUUUUACUUGAAACUUGAAAACUUUUCUGAAGAGCUCUAGACUGACAAUCGGAUAUACAUCGCAAUAUCUAUCUCUACACGCAAUCUUACAUAUUUAAACUGGAUAAUUCACGGUUAUAUUAUCAGUAUCCAUGAGAGGUAGAACGGGAAGAGAGGGAGACUUUAUUUUCCCGCAUUUUUCCUUUUCUCGCAACAAACUUGCACAAAAUUAAUGUACUCGCGGACUCCAUGUGCAUUAUGAUAAAAUAUUUAAUGAGUAACUUUGAUUGGUCAGGCGUCCAAGACUGCUGUUUGAUGCCCUUUUAGGAUCUUUCAGUCUUUUUAAAAUAUUCUAUGGUAUAUCUCGAGGAAGAGCACCGUCAGCGGAAAAGACAUUUAGUCAAGACAUAUUAUUUUUUAUCCGAGAAUUUCUGUUCCAUUAUAUUAUAUCUUAGAAACUCGUACGAACGAUCAAAUAGAAAAAUAAAAGAUUAUGCUUCGUAAGAGUACGCUUAAUCGCACGAUAAAAUUUCUGCUCAUUCUGUUUGGUAUCUGGCCAGGCACAUCGUAUAUUCUGGUCUGCAGGGGUUUCUGGAUCAUUACGAUAGGUUUCAUCGAGUUCUGUCACUACCGUUAUUUUGUAACGCAUAUUUACUCUGCCGAGUUAUUGGAUUUGAUAGACUGCACGUGCAGCUUCCUGGCACAUGCUAAAGUGCUUAUAAAGUUUAUUGUAUUCUGGUUAAAUCAGGGAACAUUCAUCGAGAUGUUAACGAUGAUAACUGAUGAUUGGAGUGAUUGUGCCAACAGCGAGAUCAGCAUGCGCGAGAUGGUAUGCAAAGCAAAAAUAUCAGAUCGUAUUUCGAAUGCGCUCGUCACUCUUCACACGGUGACGAUUGUUGCAUAUUUCAUCGGUAUCAUCAUGGUUGAUGUUGAUAUCAUCAACACGACGGAAUUGCCUCUCGCCAACAAAUUAGAAAUUCCCUUCAUCAACAUAAACACGCAACGCACAUAUAGACUUAUAUUGCUCAUCGAAUUUUUGCACAUGAUCAUGUGCGGUUGGGCGAUUGGAAUAUUAAACGGAUUGCUAUUGACUUUUACCCUACAUGCAGCUGGUCAAAUCGAUAUCCUGCGUUGCUGGUUGACACAUCGUGUCGAUGAGAACAAACAUGGAUCAGUAGUCAUCACGAUACGCAAAAUUAUAGAAAAGCAUCAAAAAGUCAUCGAAUUUUCGGAGAACAUUGAAAGUCUGUACACGUACAUCGCGCUGUCACAGUUCGUGUCAAACACGAUAAUGAUUUGUUCAUUAGGUUUCCUCAUUGUAAUGGCAAUUGGCAGUCCCAAUGUAGUGGAGCAAAUACUUAGAUCCGUUUUAUUUUAUACUAUAACAAGUCUCGAAGCGUUUAUAUUUUGUUUUGCCGGAGAAUAUCUGAAUAACAAGAGCAAAGCGAUUGGCGCGGCGGCGUAUAACUCUUUAUGGUACAAUUUGAAACCUAAAGACAGUCGUGUCCUAUUAUUUAUGAUAUUAAGAUCUCAAAAGCAAUUGACACUUACAGCUGGCAAAAUGAUGGAUCUUUCCUUACAAUCUUUCACAACUAUCAUGAAUGCUUCGGGAUCAUAUUUAUCAAUGCUUUUAGCGAUGCAAUAAACACUAAGUUAUUAAUGUUUAUGUAACGAUCAUAACGUAUUUAUAAAUCACUAGUUGUAAUAACAGUUGUACAGAUUUAAAUAUGACAUAUUUUUUCAAAUAUAUAGGUGCGAAGAAUCU